Messenger RNA from Benincasa hispida (wax gourd), 2247 nucleotides. The record is from RefSeq and is a predicted model, not a curated record. NCBI's taxonomy places the organism in Eukaryota, Viridiplantae, Streptophyta, Magnoliopsida, Cucurbitales, Cucurbitaceae.
AUGUCAAAAUCAUCAUGUUUGUUGGAUGUAGAAACAUCCUUUAAGCGCUUCGUGUUGAGAGUUUUAACACAACGUGGUGGUGAAUAUAUUCAAAAAUUGUCUUACAGUUACAUCGCAUAUGAUGCACGACAUUUCCUUACAAAAGCCUUAGCUUAUGCCCCAAUCCACAGGGCUAAAAAGCUUUGUAUUAAUACCUACUGUGCAAAUGAUUUGCUGUGGUCAUCUUUAUCUGCUUGCAAAUUCCUCACUAUCUUGCAGAUUUCAUGUCGGGUUUCAUCUCACUUAGAAUCCUUGGUGUUACCUUCUUUGAGAAUGUUGGCACUGGGUAAUGGUGUUGGUGACUUUUCUUCCUACUGCUAUUAUUCUGACUAUGACUGCAAAGACAUGCCGUUGAAUGAAAGCACUUUCUCAGGUUGUCCAAAUUUGGAAUGUUUAAUUUUAUUUCGUCUUCGGAAGAGUGCUCAUGUUUUUGCUCCAAAACUUAAGAAUUUGGAGCUGGAUAAUGAUACUUUAUCUUUCUCAAACAAAUUAUAUUUUCCUGAACUUGUGUUGUGUACGCCAAAUCUUAGGAGUGUCGAGUUUAGGAAUGUUAUACCUUGUUUGAAGUCUGCAUCUGAGUUUGUAUGCGUACACAAAGUAUAUAUAACAGUCGAUAACAAUUAUUUUGGACGAGGCCGAAACCAACAAAAGAUCAAGGAAAAUCUGAGUCAGUUGCUUAGAGUCUUUCAUAAUGCUACCUCUUUUACUCUACCUCCAAAUGCAAAACAGGUUAUGUUUAAAAGCCCUUCUUUAAAUGGAUGUUCUUUUCAUAAUUUGAGACAUUUGGAAUUCAGAACAAAUUGGAGCAAGGAGAUGAUAGAGGAACCAGUUUCUUCAAACACAUUCUCCAAUUUCAUAGACUGCCCCAAUUUACGAACCUACAGGGUUCAAUUAGAAACAAUAUCUGCAUCCUUAAGUUGUCAGCUGAGUUUAGAGGACAAGCUUUCCUUCCAAGUAAUGUGGAACCUUAAGAAGAAGAUCAAGAAAACAAAAACAAAUAGGGAAGACAAAAUCAGCCAUGUCCCAGAUUGUGUUCUUCAUGAAAUUCUCUCCACCUUGAACACAAAAUUCGUUGUCCAAACUUGUGUUCUUUCCAAACGGUGGAAAAACCUUUGGACUCAUAUCCCCACACUCAACUUUCAUUACAACAUUUACUCCUCAUUGUUAUCAUCUAAAAAUGAGGACGAGGAAUCCAAACAAAGAUACUUCAAAUACUUCAUCAUUCGAGUUUUAUCGAAACACUGCGCCACAAACAUUCAAAAACUCACCUACACUUCCUCCGGAGACGAAGAUGAAUUGGUUUUAGUAGAAUUCUUGAUAUGCUACGCUGGUUCCCACAAUGUUCAACAACUUUGCAUCAAUGCUACCUAUAUUGGUGUUGAUGAUCAUGUCUGGAAUUACUGUUUUUCCACAUGUUCAUCACUCAUUCGAUUGAAGAUGAUAUGUGGGUUCGUGGAUAAUUGGGCAUUCCUGGCUUUACCAUCCUUGAAAUUUUUAGAGAUUCAAUGGGAUUGGUUGCAUUGGGAUGAGAAGGCAAAUUACAAUGGAACUACAAUGUUUCCAGGCUGUCCAAAUUUGGAAUCUUUGGUUUUCGUUGACUAUCUAUUUGAGAGUGCUACUAUUUCUGCUCCUAAACUUGAGAAUUUGGAAUUAUGUUCUUUUUCUGACUUCGGUUUAACUUUUCCGGAAGUUGAAUUGUUUACCCCAAUUCUUAAAAGUGUCAACUUCAUCAAUGUGUUGCCCAUUCUCAAGUCUGAUUCUGAAUUUUUGUGCAUACAUAAAGUAAAUAUACAACUUGAAGACUCUGUUUUUGAAAGGGAAUACUCAGGCCCAAACAAACAAAAGUUCAACUCAAAUUUUGGAGAGUUGCUUAGAGUGUUUCAUAAUGCAAGGUCAUUCACAUUGCCUUUGAAGGCAACACAGGUCGUCUUGUCCAAUUAUUUCAAUGGCUUAUCUUUUCAUAAUAUAAGACAUUUGAGGUUGAAAACAAAUGACACCGGCAUCCUAUUCAAGCAUUUACUAAAAGCCCCCAAUUUGGAGACCUUCGCUGUUCUCAAUGAGGAAUGCAAAGAUCCAACUCUAUCGGAUUCUUUUUAUUGACAUUAUCAAAUGGAGGAUGCUCUUUAAUUUUAGGCUUUCUUUUGGUGGCGAUUUUCUACUUAAUUGUUAUGUUUAUUUUAAUAUUAUUUUGAACUAUGACCUUUAAGA